Messenger RNA from Strongylocentrotus purpuratus (purple sea urchin), 3963 nucleotides. RefSeq lists its product as uncharacterized. Lineage: Eukaryota; Metazoa; Echinodermata; Echinoidea; Camarodonta; Strongylocentrotidae. Gene Ontology annotation, biological process: DNA integration; proteolysis. Bases 1 to 3963 code for a protein of 1320 amino acids. The transcript has a single exon. Gene Ontology annotation, molecular function: nucleic acid binding; aspartic-type endopeptidase activity. The record is from RefSeq and is a predicted model, not a curated record.
AUGAAUCUGCCUCAAUUCGAACGCUUUCCAGUUCAUGAGGAUCCCACCAAUGUUGGUGUCAGGUGGGAAAAGUACAUGAAGCGGAUGGAGAAUUUCUUCACUGCCUUCCAGAUCACAGAUGAUGCUCAGAAGAGAGCAUUGUUGUUACACUAUGCUGGUCCAGAGGUUUCGGAUAUCUUUGAUACACUCCCAGGGACAGGUACAGAUUUUAAAGGUGCUAAAGAUGCACUUGACAAGCAUUUCUCUCCAGCUCUUAACGUCGAGUAUGAACGCUUUGUUUUUCGCCAAUGUAAACAAUCAACAGAUGAAACCGUUGAACAAUACCAUCUCAGACUUCAACAACUCUCUGCAACUUGUAAGUUUGCAAACACCAGUAGUGAAGUCAAGUCCCAAAUCAUCAUGGGGUGUACGUCAAGUAAACUCCGCAGAUACGCCCUGCGGGAGGAGGUAACCUUGCAGAAACUCCUCAUGUCGGCGAAAACUUUCGAACAAGCAGAUCGACAUGCCACUGCUAUAGAAGCUAAUUCUCAAGAUGCAGUCCAAGCUGUGAAAUAUCAACCAGCACCUGCUCCAGCUACAAAUACAAACCGUUUUCAACGAUCUCGCAAUUAUCCAUCUAGAUCCUCCACUAAGUGUCGCAACUGUGGUGGGGCAUUUCCUCACAAGCAGGACAAACCAUGCCCGGCAAAAGGUAAACAGUGCCAUUCGUGCGGGAAAAUGAACCAUUUCGCCAAAUAUUGCCGAUCUAAACCUACCCCGCAAAAGACGAUCCAAGCUUCUACACAUACUUCGGCACAGUCUACGGUAGACGACACCACUCAUGACCCUGAUGGCGACGCUUAUGCCUUUCAAUUUAACAUCAACUCGAAAAAGGGCAAUAAACCAAUGGUGAUGGUUAGUGUUGAUGAUAAUGAGCCCCUUUCAGCACUGAUUGACACUGGUUCUUCGGUGAUGAUGAUGAGCAAUGAAACAUUCAGUCGUCUUAGGUCCAAGCCUCAUCUCGUCACACCUUCCAUCCCAGUGUAUGCUUAUGGUAGCUCUACUCCUCUUGAUGUGAUUGGGACCUUCCAUGCAACUGUCAGAUACAAGUCAAAAUCGACGAAAGCUAAAGUCUUUGUUACCUCUCACAAUGGAGACACGCUUUUAGACAUCACCACGGCCACAGACCUAGACCUCAUUGCUCUCACGUAUAACUUGCAACCAGAGCAGACAUAUGCAGACCGUUUCAGUGGGAUUGGUAAGCUAGCUAACUACAAGUGUCACCUUCAUGUCGACAAGUCGGUGCAGCCUGUUGCUGUUCCGCACCGACGGAUCCCGUUUCACCUUCGAAAACAGGUGGAGAGCGAACUUGACAAACUGCAGAAACUUGAUGUCAUAGAACCAGUUUCCCACACACCUACACCUUGGGUCUCUCCGAUUACUGUUGUUCAAAAGCGAAAUCGUGAAGACAUACGCAUUUGCGUCGACAUGCGCAAUGUCAAUAAGGCUGUCAUCCGUGAGCGCCACGUAAUGCCAACAGUGGAUGACCUCAUCUCCGCUCUGAAUGGUGCCACAACCUUCAGUAAGAUGGAUCUCAAUUCAGGCUACCAUCAGCUAGAACUAGAUGAGGACUCUCGCCAAUACACCGUCUUCUCAACUCAUGCAGGCCUUUAUAGAUAUAAACGUCUUAAUUUUGGAGUCUCCUCAGCGUCAGAGAUUUUCCAGCAUGCAAUCCAAGCAACGCUUCACGACCUACCUGGUGUCCUAAAUAUCAGCGAUGAUAUUCUUGUGUUUGGCACCAACAAGGCUCAACACAAUGCUCGUUUGGAAGCAGUCCUCAAGCGCCUCCGUGAAGUGAACUUAACACUCAAUCAGAGCAAGUGUGUUUUCAACACUGACCAUGUGGAAUACUUUGGCCAUGUCUUUUCAGCCAAAGGUAUCAGUCCUGAUCCCAAGAAGGUCGAAGCCAUCCAGUCUAUGCCUGAACCUCAGAACGUCUCUGAAGUACGCAGCUUCUUGGGUAUGGUAAACUAUUGUGCCCGAUUCAUCCCAGGCCUCGCCUCCGUUUCUGCGCCUCUUCGCCACCUAACAAAGGCCGACUCUGAGUGGGAAUGGGGCACCUCACAAGCAGACGCCUUCGCUCAGAUCAAACAGCGUGUUUCACAGUCCUGUACUAUGGCAUACUUCAAUCCAGCAAGCAAGACUGAACUCAUUGUUGAUGCAAGCCCCCACGGCCUUGGUGCGCUCUUAGUUCAACAUGACGAUCAUGACAACACUGUUCCUGUCGCUCUUGCUAGCAGGGCUCUUACAGAGGUUGAACAACGUUACUCCCAAACUGAACGCGAAGCCCUUGCUAUCACAUGGGCCAUUAUCCAUUUCCAUGUGUACCUCUAUGGUGGUUCUUUCGUCGUGACUACAGAUCACAAGCCACUGGUCACGCUCUUCAAUAGCCCCACUGCCAAGCCACCACUUCGAUUAGAGCGAUGGAUUUUGAAGCUCCAGCCAUAUGAUUUCAACGUUCAGUACCGUCCAGGCAAGCAUAACCCUGCUGACUAUAUGUCGCGUCAUCCGCUAUCUACGGAGAUGUCCUCUUCGGAUAAUGAGUGCCUAGCUGAAGCUCAUGUCAGUUUUGUAGCAGGUCACGCCGUUCCUAAGACAACGACCUUGUCUGACAUCACAGCUGCUACAAAACAGGAUCCUGUCCUCCAGGUUGCCAUUGACGCGUUGGUAAAUGACAACUGGAAAGAUGUUCUCGCACAUGCCACCGACACCAAAUCAGAACUCCAAAGCCUGUUCAAUGUUCGUGAUGAGCUCACUGUGUCAAAUGAGAGGGAUUUUCUUCUCCGUGGUAAUCGCAUCGUCAUCCCUCAAUCCCUUCGCCAGCAAAUAAUUGACAUAGCUCACGAAGGACACCAAGGGAUCACGAAAACAAAGAGUCUUCUUCGUGAGAAAGUUUGGUUUCCGUCCAUAGACCGAAUGACCGAGAAGACAGUCCGUGAUUGUCUAACCUGCCAAACAAACACAAUCGAACACUCGAAAGAGCCAUUGCUUAUGUCACCUUUGCCCAAGAAACCGUGGUCAGAGAUAAGCGUAGAUUUUGCCGAUCUUCCUACAGGAGAGCAUCUCCUAGUGGUCAUUGAUGACUAUUCGCGGUUCCCAGAAGUGGAAAUUGUUUCCUCUACUUCCGCUAGACAAGUAAUUCCAAAGCUUGAUAGAAUCUUUUCCAGUUUUGGGGUUCCCGACGUUGUUCGCUCCGACAAUGGUCCGCCGUUUAACGGUCGAGAGUUUGCGGAUUUUGCACGAUAUUUGGGAUUCCAACACAGACGCGUGACACCUCGUUGGCCACAAGCAAACGGCGAAGUCGAACGGUUCAUGAAAACACUGAAGAAAGCGUAUCGUUCCGCAAUCGCAGAAAACAGAUCAUGGAAGCAGGAGCUCUAUAAGUUCUUACGCAAUUACCGAGCUACCCCUCAUUCCACAACUGGUGUUCCGCCAGCGACACUACUUUUUGGAAGAGCAGUUCGCACACGCCUUCCAGAGCAUGCUUCUUCAGAUCAUCAGCCUCUCGAUGGUUCCCUUCGCUCUCGUGAUCAUGCCAAGAAAGAGCGUAUGAAAACCUAUGCUGACAGCCGCGGCACAACUCGUAGCACGGAAAUCAAAGACGGUGACACCGUGCUUGUUCGACGCGAUGGUCUGGUUCCCAAACAUCAGUCCCCGUAUCUUCCUCAGCCAUACACAGUGAUCAGAAAGAGAGGAACCCGCAUCACUGCCCGUUGUGGUAACCAUUACAUCACGCGUAAUUCGUCACGUUUCAAGCGAUAUUGUGGACCUCUUCCUCGCUCUGCUCCUGAUGAUGAUGAAAUCGAUUUUGACAUCGCACUCGAUGCCCGUGAUGUACCACAACCACCACGUUUGGCUCAACCGCGUCGAAACCCCCAGCGUAAUCGCCACCCCCCAAUCCGUUUACGCGAUUUUGUUUCUUGA